UUUAAAAUCAUUUUUCAAAACACUUGCCUGCAAUAAUUGAUUACAUAUUUUAAUUUUCGCACAAUAAUCAGCCAGUAGAUGGUACAGCCUAUAUUGUCAAGACAAAGUGUAUGUUCUGCUUACAUUAUGUCAAAGUACACAGUGCACCCACAGAUUUAUAUUAUUUCCUCCUCCAACCACCAUGAUGCAAACAGAUUUACCUCAAAAAUCGUUAAAGCAAUUUUACAUGAUAUUUUUACCCUGAAUGACUAUACAUAGGUUAUAGGUUACACACAUUAACUCCCUAUUGCAUUUUCCAUGUUUUAUUAGUGGGAGAACAGAGGGGAAGAGGUGGCUCAGAUUAGACGUAUAACCAGGACACCAGGGUUGGCACCUAUACUCAGUGCCAACCUAAGCAGGGCAGUGAUUUACUACUAGAAUACGAUGGAACUACAUCACAUGCUGAUAUUGUCUUUGGUAUUAUUGUACAUGUUUUACCACAGUAGCUAGCUAGACAAUGAAUCCAGCAAAGGAAAUAGAUUACCACCCCCUCCUACCUAGAAAACAGUAAUCGUCACAGGGAUCAGCCCAUUGGCUACUUUCCAACUUACCUGGUAGACACCUACUGUACAACUAAGGUUUCAACAGAACCACAGUGGAGACAGAGUGAAGCCAAGAAAAAGAUUUGCGCUGGCAUGGACCCUCUGACCAUGACGAAUGAAAGGAUGCUUUUUAUGCUUCUGUUGAUAAUAAGUUUGGUGACCAAAGCUGUUCCAAUUCCAUCUGCUGCUGUGUGUGGCAUCACUCCACUCAACCCCAGGAUAGUGGGAGGUCAGGAUGCCCCUCCAGGAAGUUGGCCCUGGCAGGCAAGCCUUCAACAAUUUGGUCACCAUUUCUGUGGUGGUUCCCUCAUCAACAGUGAGUGGGUGUUGACUGCAGCCCACUGCUUCUCCAGCCCAAACUCCAACAAUGUGAGCGUUGUCCUCGGUCUACAAACCCAGGAGGGUGUUAACUCCAACUCAGUCUACAGUACUCUGGCUGAGAUCAUUAUACAUCCAGAAUAUGACGGAAGCACAGAGAACAAUGACAUCGCUCUGCUCAGACUCUCCUCACCAGUCACCUUCAAUAACUACAUUCGACCCGUCUGUCUGGCGUCAAAUGGCAGCAUUAUUGACAAUGGCGCUAACGUUUGGGUGACCGGCUGGGGAUACUUUCAGCAAGGAGAGCCACUUCCUUCCCCCCAGACUCUCCAAGAAGUGGAGGUUCCCGUUGUGGGGAACAGAGAGUGUGACUGCCUGUAUGGGGGACUUAUCACUGACAACAUGCUCUGUGCUGGGGAUCUAGAAGGAGGCAAGGACUCAUGUCAGGGUGACUCAGGAGGUCCGAUGGUGAUGAAGCAGACAUCUGCCUGGAUCCAGCCUGGGAUUGUUAGUUGGGGUAUUGGCUGUGCUCGUCCCAAUUACCCAGGAGUCUACACCAGAGUGUCCCAGUACCAGUCUUGGAUCACCUCCUACAUCAGCACCGACCCGCCAGGCUUUGUGUUUAUCCAUGGUGGUGUAGAUGGUGACAGCAAUUUCAUUUGUCCUACAGCCACGCCCCCAACUACCGUUGAGGUCUUAACUACUGUUAAGGAAUCAACUACCGCUGAGUUCUUAAAGGAUGAAGAUGAUUGUUCCAUUUUUGAUAAUGGUGAGGGUUUGUUUGGCUGCCUUUAUUUGCUGGGCGCCAUGCUCAUUCUGGCAUUACUUAGCAUUUAAAGAAAUGAUUAAUAUAAUGUGGCAAUCAAUUGCAGGGUUUUAGGGAACAGCCUUAGUUCAUGUUCUAUUUCUUUGGGGAACUCUAUUUCAGAGUGUGGUGCCCUGGAACAAUGACAGUGAGGGGACCUUAUUAUCAUUGAUUCUAUGCAUGUGCACCUCAAAAUAGUCCAGCUCUGCCUUUAAUUUUCCAGGACAGAUUUUCCAGAGUGAGUGUUUUAAGGGUUACUUAGAUUUAUUUAUGCUGAUGGAUUACUUAGAAUAUACAUUUAGUGCCUUGCAGAAGUGUUAAGAUGUGACCUAUAUAUUACUAAAUUAUUAAUUAAUGAUUCUCACAGAUUUAGAAGUCACGCUGAGAACCUAGUUUCACUCUAUUUAUAGCAGUUUUUGGAAUAGAUUAGCCUUUAAAAUUGUUAUGGGAAUAUUGCAAAAUUAUUUUAUAUUUUCAAUAUAAACCUUUGUAAGAUUUGGAAAUAGCAAAAAACAGUAACUCCCUAAGAUAUUUUUGCAAACUGUAAUUCAGAUUUACUCAAGGUUUUUUGUAUGGUGUAUCAAAUAUGUGCCCUCUAGUGGACAAAGUUAGUGUUGCAGUCCCCAAUGGGCCUGUUGUGUUGGUGUGGCUCCAUCCUACACUAUCCUACACACACUGUCACCUGUCUUUCCUGUCUUCUCUUCAAACUUUCCUAUCAAUAAACAGAUAGCUAAAAUUAUGUUUGAAGUUCAAACAUUAACCGAG
Molecule: messenger RNA, 2469 nt
Organism: Esox lucius (northern pike)
Lineage: Eukaryota; Metazoa; Chordata; Actinopteri; Esociformes; Esocidae
Product: serine protease 27-like
Exons: 7
Coding region: 675-1736 (353 amino acids)
Biological process (GO): proteolysis
Molecular function (GO): serine-type endopeptidase activity
Source: RefSeq, a predicted model, not a curated record